AUGUUCAAUGAACCCAUUUCACCACCUUCAUCAACACCUUCAUCCCCACCUUACUAUACCAUCUCCUCUGACUCUGAGCCAUCUGACCCCCAAUCUCCCACUCUAGCUCAACUUCAGGCUCGUGCCCUCUCCGCCCACAACCAACCUGAACCAGAAAUAAAUAUCCCAUCACCAUUUAAACAACCACCAACACCUUCAUCUGAACCAUACAUCGAAACUCCCACUAAAAACCCCAUUACCCAUCACUCUGAACCUCCCACUGAAACCAUCCCCACACCACCAGAACCAACAUCUCCCACAUCUGAACCAGAACCCACCCUUCCCACCCUGGAAGAAGCAGUAACCUUAUUUGUUGAGUCUUCAGUGGAGAAGAUCAAAUCACUAUCUACAAACUCUAAAAUCAGUGAUGAUCCCUCUGCUGUGAGGAUUCACUAG
Molecule: messenger RNA, 435 nt
Organism: Lathyrus oleraceus (garden pea)
Lineage: Eukaryota; Viridiplantae; Streptophyta; Magnoliopsida; Fabales; Fabaceae
Product: extensin-like
Exons: 1
Coding region: 1-435 (144 amino acids)
Source: RefSeq, a predicted model, not a curated record